Cervus elaphus (red deer) is the source of this 1311-nucleotide messenger RNA. It is a transcript of the gene JCHAIN, whose product is annotated as joining chain of multimeric IgA and IgM. The transcript has 4 exons. NCBI's taxonomy places the organism in Eukaryota, Metazoa, Chordata, Mammalia, Artiodactyla, Cervidae. Bases 128 to 604 code for a protein of 158 amino acids. Gene Ontology annotation, cellular component: pentameric IgM immunoglobulin complex. Gene Ontology annotation, molecular function: immunoglobulin receptor binding. The record is from RefSeq and is a predicted model, not a curated record. Gene Ontology annotation, biological process: humoral immune response.
UAGUUUGUUAGCUGCCUGGAGUGUUAUUUUAAGAAAGCAGAAGCCCCAUCAUUUGCACACUCCUUAUAGAUCACACACCUUAACCCUGACUUCUUAGCUCCAGUUUUUCAAAAGAAGUGAAGUCAAGAUGAAGAAUUGUUUGCUUUUUUGGGGAGUCCUGGCCAUUUUUGUUAAGGCUGUUCUUGCGACAGCCCAAGAUGAAAAUGAAAGGAUUGUUCUUGUUGACAACAAAUGUAAGUGUGCCCGGAUUACUUCCAGGAUCAUCCCUUCUGCUGAAGAUCCUAGUCAAGACAUUGUGGAGAGAAACAUCAGAAUUAUUGUUCCUCUGAACAGCAGGGAGAAUAUCUCUGAUCCUACCUCUCCAAUGAGAACCAAGUUUGUGUACCAUUUGUCUGACCUGUGCAAAAAAUGUGACGCUACAGAAGUGGAGCUGGAAGAUCAAAUAGUUACUGCCAGCCAGAGCAAUAUCUGUGAUAGAGACAUUGAGACCUGUUACACCUAUGACAGAAACAAGUGCUACACAAACAGGGUCAAACUUGAUUAUCGUGGUCAGACCAAAAUAGUGGAAACAGCUCUGACCCCGGAUUCCUGCUAUCCUGACUAAUUCAACUCAUGCUGACUGCACAACUGCUUAUUUUGAAGGGCUCUCCAUUUUGAUCCCAGGUAGUUAAUAUAUUUACUCCUGAUAAAUUUGAAACCAUGAUUUUUUUGGGGGGGAUAAUAUAAAAUAAACUACCCCACCCCUACCACUGGCAAAUAAUGGAAAUAGUAACACUGUUACAUUUUUAAGGUAAAUUUCUAGCAUUUAAAAAAUAGAUGAGGGGAGAAAGUAAAAUUCAAAAAGUAAAAAAUCAGGAGGCAUAAUUAAAUUUUGCUUUUUUUUUUUGGUUUUGCCGUAGAGAGCCUGAGCUUUUGCGCUUUCCAUACUAGUCUCUUAAAAAAAAAUCACUGUGCAGAGAAUAUUUAUAUGUAAAUAUAGGUCAAUUAUUUGUCUUCACUAGAAAAAUAAUAAUUAGAAAACAUGUUUUGGAAAUAUUCAUAAAAUAAUUUAAAAUGAGAUCUCUAAUAUUUAUGAAAUAAAUUAGCUGAAAGUGACAUAAUUAAAUGUGUAAUUGAAAAAUACAUUUUGACAUAACAGAUUUGGGAGCAAAUGAUACGGAUUUUUUUUAAUAAAAAUUUCUUUGAUAAGUAGAACAGUAUAAGAAAUUCCCAUUGAAAUCACCUCUGUUGUAACUAAAUCUAACAAAUUAUGUACUCCAAAAUAUGUAUUCUCUAGCACAGUUUGAACAAUUAAAUAGAUUCAUAAGCAUA